Hemiscyllium ocellatum (epaulette shark) is the source of this 1879-nucleotide messenger RNA. RefSeq names its product TATA-box binding protein associated factor 13 (gene taf13). Gene Ontology annotation, cellular component: transcription factor TFIID complex. The record is from RefSeq and is a predicted model, not a curated record. Lineage: Eukaryota; Metazoa; Chordata; Chondrichthyes; Orectolobiformes; Hemiscylliidae. Gene Ontology annotation, molecular function: protein heterodimerization activity. Gene Ontology annotation, biological process: transcription by RNA polymerase II. The transcript is spliced from 4 exons. The coding region runs from base 8 to 409 and encodes 133 amino acids.
UAUUUGGAUGGCCCGAGAUCCGUUUCUGGGGAAGAUGGCGGAUGAAGAGGAUGAGCAGCCAUUUGAUGAAGAUGUGGAGGAGAGUGGAAGCGGAGCAGAGGGUGGACAAGGUAGAAGAAAAAGAUUGUUUUCAAAAGAAUUAAGAUGCAUGAUGUAUGGAUUUGGGGAUGACCAGAACCCUUAUACUGAAUCGGUGGAUAUCUUGGAGGAUCUUGUUAUCGAAUUUAUCACUGAAAUGACUCACAAGGCUAUGUCAAUAGGACGUCAAGGCCGGGUUCAAGUAGAAGAUAUAGUCUUUCUUAUUCGUAAAGAUCCUCGGAAAUUUGCAAGAGUGAAAGAUCUGUUGACAAUGAAUGAAGAAUUGAAACGUGCUAGAAAGGCUUUUGAUGAAGCGAACUAUGGCUCGUAGCUCUCGGAAGGAAGCAUAUCAUGGAAUAAUUAUUGUAUUGUCACUCCUUGAAAUAUGUAUAACACACUGUAAUAGGCCUAUUACAGACUUCAUAAAAUGGGCUGUUGCAGUAGAGUAUGCCUCUGACUCAGUCAGGCAGGAUCUGAGAAAUCUGAUUCACUUCCUCUUUUGCUUCAUCAGUGUUAGCAAUGCUUUUGGCUGAGGAAUGAAAUGGGACUUUUUGUAUUCUUACUAAUUUAAAGAUUUUUGUACAUAGUGUAUGCCAAUAAUUUAGUAACUUGACCAGGUCUACAAUAAAUGUUAUGAAAAAUAGUGACUAGUCAAGACUUGCAUUGAGUGGCUCGGUUAAUACUUUUGUAGCAAGUCUUUUGAAAUUCACAAUCUGCACAACCUGAUGCCACAUCUUUGUAAUGCUUUCUUAUAUUAUAAAUCCUUAUACUGAAACUUAAUAUUAUUUAGUGGUGUGCACUUGUCAUGUCUUUCCUGGUUUGACCUACAUGUUACUCCAGCCCACAUCAAUGUUGUUGACUCUUAAUUGGGGACUGAAAUGGCUUAACAAGCCACUCUGUUCAAGGAUGGAUAGACAAGAAAUACUGGUCCUGCCAGCAAUGGUGACAUCCCAUGCUAGAAUAAAGAAACAAAAUCUAAGAAUUUACCACGAGAUUCCCAUAAAAUGCUCAAGAAAAGGUUUUUUUAAUUAUUUUUUUUAAAAUGGAAUUCGAGUUGACUCUUUGCAACCGUUUCUAAUAUCCAAAAUAAAAUUUAAACUUUAAAGCAUGUGAUAUUACAUGUUGUUUUAAAUUUACCAAGUUGUCUUUAUUGAAAUUUUUACUUAAAAGCCUUGGCCUUACUGUAGGAUGAUUUACAGUCUGAGGAUGAAAUAGGAUUGCUUUGAGGGCAAGGUAAAUAGUAUCUUCUGAUCCAAUUAUCUGUAAUUUUAAAAUUUACUUUUUAUAUUUCCAUUAAUUUUUUUAUGUAUAUGAUUACAUGGUCUAAAUUGUCAUAAUAUUAUACCACCCCCACCAAAAAAUGAUGUUCCAAUGGGGAAAAGUGUAAUGGUGGUAUGGCACACUUAUAUUUCAGCCGUAUAUGUAAGUUUAAAACAUGCAAUGGAAAAGUUGGUAAAAUAUGCAGUUGACAUGUCGUACUUGAAUAAUGCCAUUAACAUAAUGAAAUGUUCUAAGAUGUUAUACAGGGCCAUAGUAGAAAAUUUUCUCAGAUUAAUUAGUUUGUUUUAAAUAGCUAUUUAACAAAAACUUGAAACAAACAAGUAUAAUGUGUUUUUAUAUUUGGGAUCAGAAGCUUUGAGACAUAGUCAACCCAGAGAGUUUUCCGUGUUAGUGGUGGAUUAGCAAGAAUAUUAUGGCUUAGUGUACUAGUUGCAAUUGAUUUCUAAUUAUUGUAAAAUCUAAACCAUCACUGCUUUUUAUUUAUUUAUUUUUAAUAAAUUUGUGUUGCAGUUCAAGCCUG